UCUGUCAAAGCAUCAGUCACUUAGAAGACAUCAGCAUUCGUUGUAUAUCACAGGCGAUCUCAUUGAUGCAGCCAUGCUUAUGAGCACAUUAUGGGGUGUUGUGAGCCCACUAAUGGGCCUGUUUUACGCUGGGAUACAGGUCAUGGUGCCAUGUCUUCCUCCAGCUCCUCUCUCCACUGCUGUUAUUAAUACUGAUGAGUAUAUGGGCUCUUGGUAUUUUGUGGCAGCAGCUGCAUGGGAAGAAGAUGAUCUUAAGUCCUUCAAGACCACCGACAGCUCUAUUCUUCACAUUCAGAAAGGUGCUAACGACAUCCUGACGGUGACUGAAACCAUUCGCAUUGGAGAUCAGUGUCAGAAAAAUACUUGGAGCUACUUUGCUUUGUCUGUGAUGGACCCGUUUCUGUUCAGAACCGAUUUCGACACUAUUGUACUGAUCUGGGAUGGCAAGCUCAUAAACUGCCCUUCAUGCAUCAUAAUACUGUUUGUGGAUGAAGACGAGGAAGUCAGUGCUAUGCUGUUUGCUCGUAAUGAAAAGACACCAGAUGAAGUGAUUCAGGAAUUUAAGUCAAAAAUGGAGUGUGUUUAUAUGGAAGAAUUCUUAAAGGCACCUCUGAAAAAUGGUUAUUGUAAACUUGAUGAGGCUGCUUAAAACACAGGUGGUCAUGAGCAGAUGCAGAGAUCUUCACGCUGCAGAUCCACAAUAAAUUACUGAACUGAUGGAAACUAGGAUUCACUGUUCUUGGUUUAUUCACUGAAUGAUUAAAUAAGAUAAAUACUUCAAUAAAACAGCUUGUUUUA
Molecule: messenger RNA, 798 nt
Organism: Sinocyclocheilus rhinocerous
Lineage: Eukaryota; Metazoa; Chordata; Actinopteri; Cypriniformes; Cyprinidae
Gene: apom
Product: apolipoprotein M
Exons: 7
Coding region: 74-649 (191 amino acids)
Biological process (GO): high-density lipoprotein particle assembly; high-density lipoprotein particle remodeling; high-density lipoprotein particle clearance
Cellular component (GO): very-low-density lipoprotein particle; high-density lipoprotein particle; low-density lipoprotein particle
Molecular function (GO): phospholipid binding; lipid carrier activity
Source: RefSeq, a predicted model, not a curated record